AUGGAGGAGAACAAGAAACGUGUACACGGCACUAAAGUUUCCAAAAUUGCAAAUAUAUUUCAAGGAAUGCCUUCGCGGGACGACGAAGACAUGCGGGGCGCUGACGUUACGGUUGUUAGGACCGAAAGCCACCUGGCGAGGUUUAAUAACGCCAGGGCGUUGUUUGAAAAGUUGGGCGAGGAGAACCGCGGCUUUCGGAUCGAGAAGUCACCUUCCGCGGCCGCAAGCUUUGCUGGCACCCGCGGCGUUUCACCCGGAGUUCCAUCUCGCUCUCGUUCAAGUUCUGCAGGCUCCGUGAGCCCUCCCAGAAGCCAUGGCCCUCCACCCGCGCCGUAUGGCUCUGCGGUCAACGGUGAUAAAUUAUCGAAUGGUGCUACGCAACCGCCGCCAAAACCGGUCAAACCUAGUGUACUCCCAAAGCCAGAAAAGCCUGAUAGACGAUUUAACAAAGAACUCAUAGAGAAACAGCGAAAUUGGACAUCUCAUUUUAAUAAAUCGCGCCCUAGAAGUGAUAGCGAGAAAGUAGAGAAUAAAUUUAUUAGUCAAGAUCGAAAGUCUCCGGAGGCUACUGAAAGAUACGUCGUACCUUCAAGGGUGUAUUCACCGCCCCUUUCGCCCGACGCCGGUGACACGCAUUUAGAGCGUCCGACCACGUUGCCUGCUGCUUUAAUAAAUAGAAGCGUACCUGCUGCGAAAUCGCCUAGUCCUGUAAAAAACACCGCACCAGUACUACCUUCACCCAGAUCCAAUAGCGUCAAAUCUCCCACCGUACGAUCAGAAACGACGGUGUCGCCGUCUCCGAGGGGCGAAAUUCACUCUGCUGUAAUAACGCGUUCAGAAACAAGAACCCUAGAAUCGCCGGAGAAAGAUGAUGCACGAGAAGUCAAACCGGCUCCACGUACCGACAUGUAUUCCCACGCUGCGAAGGUGGUAGAUCGCGUGUCCACUAUAACAACAUCGACCACUGUGUCUGUGAGUGAAGGGAACUUGUCUCCCAUUAAAUUUCAUAAAGUGUUACCCUCUCCGCCUAUACGAAUGCCAAGAUCGCCACCGCCGCCAGUACCUGAUGAGAGAAGUGCGCAUACCGACAGUAUUUCACCUGUGACAUCGAUCCCAGAGGAGUCAUCACCGCCCCUAGAAAGUUUAGAGGACAGAAGUGAACAAGUUGAUAAAUCACCUGUCAAAUCUCCCAAACCUUCUCCCCCAUCGAGAGAGAUGGAAAGUAGUCCUCGUGUGUCGCCGGUACCGCAAAGGCCAGAUGUCUGUGACGUUGUGCCAAGAAGCUUAGAAGAUAAUGCGUCUUUAGGCGAUUGGGAGGAAAAGGCCGGCCGCAGGUCCUCGACGCCAGAAUCACCUGUAAACGUAAAUGUUGAAGCACACAAGUCCCCUCUUGUUUCACCGCUGGCGUCUCCCGUUCACAUUUUGCCACGUUCCACCUCCGAAGCGCCGGUUUCACCGUCACAACUAGGCGGCGGUGGAAAGUCUUCUGAGGCAGAUGAGGUCACGGCGCGCGCUCGAUCCCGCACGUCGAGCGUGUCGGACGAAGGUGGCUUCAACGAACCCUCCCCGGAGGUGAUGGCGAGGCUCCGGCCCGCCGAAUACAGAGACCCACCGUUGCCACUCACGCGCGAUAUCCGCGAUGCGGAACGCGCGCGCUCCGAUCCGGAUACGUUGUCUGUACAACAACAGGACUCGGGUGUUGUGGUGAGCGAAGCUAGUCAAGGCUCCAUAGAAGUGCUCGACAAAUCGACCACUAGCCAAUGGAGCGUGUCGGAAGACAACGGCCCCGGCGAUAUGCGCGGCAGCGAGACCGCGGACUACGAUGAUCCGGACGCCAAGCAGCCGGAUAGUAUGACGCCCGACGAAGCCGAAAUACUCCUUAGCUCCAGUAUUCUGGAGAAAAAACUUAGGCAAGAAGCUCUGCUGUCUGAUGAGCAGGCCCAGGAAAUAGUGGCUAUGUUGUCGCCUCAUGCACUGCCGCAUGACAAUGGUGUAUCGCUCAACGACAGCUACCAGUCCAUGCUCUCAUAUGAGAGCAUGCAGUCAGUGGACGAGAGCUACGAGUUUGUGUCACUCGAGGCGGACGCGGGUCUUGCUGGUGGUGAUGCACGUGUCCAGACCUCGGAACGGAAUGGAACGGAGAGACCACAUCAGGACCCGAGCGAAUCGGAUGUCCAGCGUAACGGAACGGCCACUGCCGAAGCGGACUCGACAGAACCGGAAAAUGUAUUUGAGAGUUAUCCGCCUAGAGCUUUACGAGAACUCGCGGAGGAGAACGGCAUUCACUAUUUUGAGGACGGACACUUUUACACUGAAGUCGCUGGCCUCCCCUCAGUCGAAGAAGACGACGACGAUGAUUAUUACCCACCAGUAUUUGUUAAGAAGAGCAGUAGAGUUAAAUUCAGUACGGACCCUAUGCGCGUCUUCUCGACGCACUCUGUCCGCGAGUACGACCGCCGUAACGAGGACGUUGACCCUGUCGCCGCUUCCGCUGAGUAUGAGCUUGAGAAACGGGUCGAAAAGAUGCACGUGUUUCCCGUGGACCUCAUCAAGGGUGCUGAUGGACUGGGUUUAUCUAUAAUAGGAAUGGGGGUAGGCGCAGACGCAGGCCUGGAGAAGCUGGGUAUUUUCGUGAAAACUAUUACUGAGAGUGGAGCGGCCGCACGCGAUGGCCGUAUUCAGGUCAAUGACCAGAUCAUUGAAGUGGAUGGCAAGAGUUUGGUCGGUGUAACACAAGCGUAUGCCGCGUCAGUAUUACGAAAUACGUCGGGACCUGUGAAGUUCUUGAUAGGCAGAGAAAAAGACCCUGAAAACAGUGAGGUGGCGCACUUGAUCCGACAGUCGCUGGCCGCUGAUAAAGAGAGAGAGGAGAGAGCAAAUCGCGAACGUCAGCGAAGGCAAGCUGUAGAGGAAGAGGAUACUCAGCAUACGGUCGCUGAAGCAGCAUCCGUUGUCCGACAUCCUGAUAUCUUGCAACUGAAAGCGCUUGUCAAUGAGUUAGUUGGUAUGGAAGCCGGCGGCGGUAGCGGUAGCGAGAUAACAUCGCGCAUGCGCGAAUGGUGGACGCAUCGUGUUCCGCCUCAGGAUGACGCCGAUCAGUUGAGGGAUGCGCUGGCGCGGGCCACGCACACCGCUCGCACCGCCACCGACAAGUACGAGAAGGCGAAACGAGCCCUGCGCGAAUGGCGACGAACGAGAUCGAUGGUCCGCGCACGGGAAGAAUGGUGGAGUAACACGUUGCGCGACGCGCACAGGGAAUACGCGUGCGCACUGUCCGCGCUGCACGACAGAGUCGCCCGGCUCGAGGUGCUACUAUUGGAGACGCAAAAGAAAGCUGGUCUGCCGGUAAUGUUGCCCCAUGAGCCGUCAGCGCGUCGUGAGACACCGCCCUUGCCAAGGAAGGCUGAUCCGGAUCCGUUAUUAAUAAAUGAUCCAUGGAGCUCAGACAGCGAUCUAUCCGACCUCUCGCCCAUAGAGGACGAAUAUGCUAAAGUAGAUAAGUCGGAGAAACGUAGAGAGGCACCCGAUCUCGGGGACGUGACAGCUACCUGCGCGGACGCCACGCCCGUGACAGCGGCGCCCGUUACUACGCACGUGACGUCAGCGGCGGUUACUAUUACGCCUGUGACGUCACACGCGCCCGUCACCGCAGCACCGCACCCCGCACUUACGGAAACUCUGAGCGGCGGCAGUCUGUGCACAAGCGUUACGUCCGCUGGAACUGGCGGCAAUGGCAGUGUGUCCGGCGAAGGCGGUCUAUCGCGGGAGCUAGACGCGGCGGUUCCACGCUCUUCCCUCUUGGAUACGUCAGCCCACCGCGCUCGCACGGACCUCGCCAGGCACAGGCAUCACGCUCCACACUCGCACGCUUCACAAUCGCCACACUCCUUGAGCAACGCCAGUUCGUAUGACGGUUUAGACGACUCAUACAACGAUUCGGCCGAUGAAUCCCUUAGUGAGUCCACGUCGGGAGCACCACCGCACACGUCACACGUCUCUCGCGAAGCUCGUCAAAGUUGCGGUAGCUCUGUCGGCAGCGCGACAGACGAGGGACUCUAUUCGAGGGAUCUCAGACACCAUCCACUUUCUGGACCGGCAGCAUCCCUCGCUGAACAGCUUAAGCAAGUGUUGGCAGAGCGCGAACGUCGUCUAGCUGGUUCAUCGCCCCAGCCUCCUCACGCCGGGGUGCACGUCGCACAUCCGGCAGGUCACGCCACCCAUCCAGGACCCCACCAGACCCACUCGCUACCCCAUCCAGACCCCGUGCAGCUCACAAACGAACUGGUCGAUGAAAUACGACAAGCCGUCAGCGAGGCGAACGCGAGAGUGAAGAAAGCUCCGACUUGUGUAGUGGACGGCGAAGUGUGGGAGCCCAUUUCCACUGCGGUCAGCGAGGCUAGCCUGUCGCCGCAACCUCAUCCUGCGCCUGUCAACCUGUGGACUAAGCAACAGGUAUGGCAGUGGAUAUCGAGCCUAGGGGAAGGCUUAGAGCGUCACGCUGGUGCGUUCGCGACCCGCGGUGUAGACGGCGCGUUACUUCUCACGCUCGCCUCCGCCGAUCUCAAGCUGCUCGGCCUGAGCGGGGACGACCGUCGCCGUAUGAAGCGACGCCUCAAAGAACUGCGCAGCGCCCAUGAGAAACACCUCAAGGCCAUCAAGAAGGCAGAGAAGAAAGCGAAGAAGAAAUAA
Leptosia nina is the source of this 4689-nucleotide messenger RNA. The record is from the annotation of a GenBank genome assembly. NCBI's taxonomy places the organism in Eukaryota, Metazoa, Arthropoda, Insecta, Lepidoptera, Pieridae.